Molecule: messenger RNA, 11927 nt
Organism: Oncorhynchus gorbuscha (pink salmon)
Lineage: Eukaryota; Metazoa; Chordata; Actinopteri; Salmoniformes; Salmonidae
Product: fibrillin-2
Exons: 66
Coding region: 368-8974 (2868 amino acids)
Molecular function (GO): calcium ion binding
Source: RefSeq, a predicted model, not a curated record
UCGGUACGGCACGUGAAGUGUAUUCUCAACAGACCGCUGAAAUCAGUCUUCAAGAGGGUCUGUCUCUUGGCUGUGGAGACAGCGGUGUAUCUCAAUACACCUCAGUUGAAAUCUGUGUCUGCUGCCCAGUCACACCUCCUCUGUGUCGUUCCCGCGGUGACAUUACAGGACCGUCUUUGAAACUCAAGAGGCAACACGACAUUUUUCGUUCUAAACUUUAUUUUUUCCUGUUACGUUUUAUUUUAACUUCAUGUAUUUGUAGGUAUAGGUGAUAGUGGAAAAUGCGCUCCGUGUAGCCAUUCUUGAGAUUUAUUCCAUCGGAUUAAAUAACAACACAUUGGAAAAUUAGACAAAAAGUUUGUUUAGGAUGUGGACCAAGAGGAUUUUUUCGUGCUUGGUUGGACUGGUGGCGUUGACGGGUUUUCUCGUAGUAAAAGUAACAGGACAAGACCCUCCAACUCUCGGGAGGAAAACGCUUCUCAAGGUGGAUGGAGAUCAGACGGCUGCCUCAAAUCGAGUGAGGAGAAGAGGAAAACAGGAGUCCCUACGAGGGCCCAAUGUGUGUGGAUCACGUUUCCACUCCUACUGUUGUCCAGGCUGGAAAACCUUGCCCGGGGGCAACCAGUGUAUCGUGCCCAUUUGCCGGAACAGCUGUGGAGAUGGAGAUGGAUUUUGCUCACGGCCCAACAUGUGCACAUGUCCCAGUGGCCAAAUUGCACCAACCUGUGGCACAAAGUCCACCCAGCAGUGUAACAUCAGGUGUAUGAACGGUGGCCUCUGUGCCGAGGACCACUGUCAGUGUCAGCAGGGCUUCUCAGGCUCCUACUGUGGACAACCCGUCUGUGAUAGUAAGUGCCAAAACGGCGGGCGCUGCAUUGGACCCAACCGGUGCGCCUGUGUCUACGGGUUCACUGGGCCCCAGUGUGAGAGAGACUACAGGACAGGCCCGUGCUUCACCAAGGUCAGCAACCAGAUGUGCCAGGGCCAGGUGAGUGGCAUCGUGUGCACCAAGACCCUGUGCUGUGCCACGGUGGGGCGUGCCUGGGGACACCCCUGCGAGAUGUGUCCGGCCCAGCCCCAGCCAUGCCGCCGAGGCUUCAUCCCCAACAUACGCACCGGAGCCUGCCAGGAUGUUGACGAGUGCCAGGCCAUCCCGGGACUCUGCCAGGGAGGAAAUUGCAUCAACACCGUGGGUUCGUACGAGUGCAAGUGUCCAGCUGGCCACAGGCAGAAAGAGGGCUCCCAGAAGUGCGAGGAUGUGGAUGAGUGUGUCACCAUUUCCCGCAUUUGUGACGGGGGACAGUGUUUCAACUCGGUGGGAAGUUACUCUUGUGUUUGUCCCUCUGGCUACAUCCCAUCUCCUGACAAAACUCGCUGCGUUGACCAGCAGGCAGGCUCGUGUUUCGGGGGUCUGCUAAACGGCCGCUGUGCCCAGGAGCUGCCCGGCCUCUUCAGCAAGGCCACAUGCUGCUGUGACAGUGGACGCUGCUGGGCACGAGGGGCACUGCCUGAAAUAUGCCCCGCCCGACGAUCAGAGGAGUACCGCCGGCUGUGUGUCCAAGGAGUCCUACCCUACCCAGAUGGAGACUUUGGAGGGAGACCCAACCCCAUGAAUCCUCUAAAUCCUUUGAUCCCUCAAACACCCAAUGGUGGCUAUGAUCCAUCUAGACCCAUCCAGGCCCAAUGGCCAGACUUAGGCACAGCGACUCUGAACCAGACGAUAAACGUCUGUAAGCAGCUGCCCAACCUGUGUCUGCACAGUCGCUGCAUCCUCGUGGGCUCUAGCUACCGCUGCGAGUGCAAUAACGGCUACACCCUGGACACUCGCCAAGAAUGUGCAGAUGUAGAUGAGUGUUCCUCCGACCCGUGCCCCAAUGGGGACUGUGUGAACACGGCCGGUUCCUUCUACUGCAAGUGCCACACAGGGUACCAAAGAAAUUCAGAGAAGCAGGUCUGCAUCGACAUUGACGAGUGCCUGCACAACGGGGUUCUGUGUAAGAACGGCCGCUGUCUCAACAUGGAUGGAAGCUUCCAGUGCAUCUGUAACGCAGGCUUCCUGCUAACCCCAGACGGCAGGAACUGUGUCGACCACGACGAGUGCGCCGGCACCAACAUGUGUCUGAACGGCAUGUGUAUCAAUGAGGACGGUAGCUUCAAGUGCCUGUGCAAACCCGGCUUCACCCUGGCUUCCAGUGGGCGCUACUGCACAGAUAUUGAUGAGUGUCAGACUCCAGGCAUGUGUAUGAACGGCCGCUGUGUCAACACUGAGGGCUCCUUCAAGUGUGAGUGCCUGGCAGGGCUGGCUGUGGGGGCGGAUGGACGCUUCUGUGUAGACACACACAUGCGCAGCACCUGCUACGGCGCCAUAAAGAAGGGUGUGUGCGUGCGUCCCUUCCAGGGAGCCGUCACCAAGUCGGAGUGCUGCUGUGCCAACACCGAGUACGGCUUCGGAGAGCCCUGUGUGUCUUGCCCAGCCAAGAACUCAGCUGAGUUCCAGGCUCUGUGUGGAAGUGGAAUCGGCUUCUCUGUGGAUGGAACAGACAUCAAUGAGUGUGCACUGAACCCAGAGAUCUGUCCCAAUGGAGUGUGUGAGAACCUAAGAGGCAGUUUCCGUUGCUUCUGUAACACUGGCUACGAGUCUGACGACACGGGCAAGACCUGUGUGGACAUUGACGAGUGCAUGGUGAACCGGCUCCUCUGCGACAACGGACUGUGUCGGAACAUUCCAGGCAGUUACAGCUGCACCUGCCCCAAGGGCUACCUCUUCAGGCCGGACUCUGAGACAUGCGAAGAUGUGAAUGAGUGUGAAAACCGCCCCUGUUCUAACGGACAGUGUAGGAACACAGCCGGCUCCUUUGCCUGCGAGUGCUCCCCUGGGAGCAAGCUGGACACCACAGGACUCAUCUGCAUUGACAGCCUGAAGGGGACCUGUUGGCUGAAUAUCCAAGAUGGCCGCUGCGAGGUCAACAUCAACGGCGGCACCCUCAAGUCAGAGUGCUGUGCCACCCUGGGCGCUGCCUGGGGAAGUCCCUGUGAGCAGUGUGAGAUAGAUUCCAUCUGUUCAAGGGGCUACGCCAGGCCGCGAGGAGUCAAAUGUGAAGAUGUGAACGAGUGCGUGGUCUUCCCAGGUGUGUGUCCCAAUGGGUACUGUGUAAACACCAAGGGCUCCUUCAAGUGCCAGUGUCCUGAUGGUCUCACACUGGACUCCAGUGGCCGAGUGUGUGUGGACGUGCGGUCUGAGCACUGUUACCUGACGUGGGAAGAGGACUCGUGUGCCAAGCCCGUGCCUGGCCGUUUCCGCAUGGACGCCUGUUGCUGCACGAUGGGCGCCGCCUGGGGGAAGGAGUGCGAGGCGUGCCCCCUGCCUGGCACUUCCGAGUAUGACACCCUCUGCCCCCGAGGCCCAGGCUUCGCCAACCGAGGAGACGUCCUCACCGGAAGGCCCUUCUAUAAAGACAUCAAUGAGUGUAAGGUGUUCCCCAGCAUGUGUGUCCAUGGAAAGUGUCGCAACACCAUAGGCAGUUUCAGGUGCCACUGUGCCGGAGGAUUUUCCCUCGAUAUGGAAGAACGCAACUGCACAGACAUAGAUGAGUGUCGUAUCUCUCCGGACCUGUGUGGCCAAGGGGUUUGUGUCAACACUCCGGGUAGUUUUGAGUGUGAGUGUUCCGAGGGCUAUGAGAGUGGCUUCAUGAUGAUGAAGAACUGCAUGGACAUAGACGAGUGUGAGCGGGAACCGUCCCUGUGUCGUGGGGGGUCUUGUGAGAACACAGAGGGCAGCUACGAGUGUGUUUGCCCCCAGGGACACCAGCUCACUGUGGACGGGGCAGCGUGCGAGGAUUACAACGAGUGCGAGCAGAGCGUCAGCUUGUGUCGGAACGGCCAGUGUGUGAAUGUGGCCGGUACCUACCACUGCUCAUGUGACUCUGGUUACCAAGCAACUCCUGACAGACAGAGCUGCAUAGAUAUUGAUGAGUGUACCAUUGAGAAUGGCGGCUGUGACCUGCACUGCACCAACUCAGAGGGGAGUUAUACGUGUAGCUGCAACAAUGGCUAUGCACUGAUGACAGACGAGAGAAGCUAUUCAGAUGUGGAUGAGUGUGAGCAGGAGCCUGACAUAUGUGACGGAGGACAGUGCACUAACAUCCCAGGGGAUUACCACUGUCUGUGCUACGACGGCUUUAUGGCUGCCCUGAACAUGAGGCUCUGCAUAGAUGUAAAUGAGUGUGACCUGAACGCCAACAUCUGUAUGCACGGCGAGUGUGAGAACACCAAGGGAUCAUUCAUCUGCCACUGUCAGCCUGGCUACUCAGUCAAGAAGGGAACUUCCGGAUGUACAGACAUGGAUGAGUGUGAGAUCGGGGCUCACAACUGUGACGUCAACGCCAACUGUAUCAACACCCCCGGGGACUUCCACUGUUCCUGUCGUGUCGGCUGGGUGGGCAACGGAGUCAACUGUAUAGAUAUGGAUGAGUGCACCAAUGGGACAAGCCACUGCAGUGCUAACGCCAAGUGUCUGAACACACCCGGCUCCUACCGCUGCGCCUGCACUGAGGGCUUCACUGGAGACGGCUUCACCUGUUCAGACGAGGAUGAGUGUGCAGAGAACGUGAAUCUGUGUGAGAACGGCCAGUGUCUCAACACCCUGGGGGGUUACCGCUGUGAGUGUGAGAUGGGCUUCACCCCUGCCCUGGACAGACGCACCUGCCAAGAUAUUGACGAGUGUACCUUCCAGAAUAUCUGUGUGUUUGGCACGUGUAAGAACAUUCCCGGCAUGUUCCGCUGUAUCUGUAACCACGGCUAUGAGCUGGACCGCUCCGGAGGCAACUGCACAGACGUGGACGAGUGCCAGGACCCCAUCAACUGUGUGAACGGGCUGUGUGUGAACACCGACGGCUCUUACGAGUGUAACUGUCCUCCGGACUUUGAACUCAACCCUACAGGGGUGGGAUGUGUAGACACACGUGUGGGGAACUGUUUCCUGGAGCAUGGACCCAGGGGUGACAGACGGUCCUGCAGUGUGGAGGUGGGAGUGGGAGUCAGCCGCUCCUCCUGCUGCUGCUCCCUGGGGCGUGCCUGGGGAAACCCCUGUGAACUCUGCUCUGCUCCCAACACCUCGGACUAUAAUACACUCUGCCCAGGAGGAGAGGGUUUCAGGCCCAACCCAGUCACCAUCAUACUAGAAGACAUAGAUGAGUGUUUGGAGCUGCCAGGCCUGUGUCAGGGAGGAAACUGUGUCAACACGUUUGGCAGCUUCUCGUGUGACUGUCCUCCUGGCUACUACCUCAACAUAGACAGUCGCAUCUGUGAAGACAUUGACGAGUGUGUGGUGAAUCCUGUAAUCUGCGGUCCUGGCACCUGCUACAACACACUGGGGAACUACACCUGUGUGUGUCCACAGGAUUACAUGCAGAUCAACGGGGGAAACAACUGCAUGGACAUGAGAAAGAGCCUGUGCUACAGGAACUUCAACGGCACAACGUGUGAGAACGAGCUGCCCUUCAACCUCACCCACAAGAUCUGCUGCUGUGCCUAUAACGUGGGCAAGGCCUGGAACAAGCCCUGCGAAGCCUGCCCAACCCCCGGGACUGGUGACUAUAAGACACUUUGUGGAAACAUCAUCCCUGGCUUCAAACUGGAUAUUGAAACUGGGAAAGCAGUGGAUAUUAAUGAGUGCAGAGAAAUUCCAGGUAUCUGUGCUAGCGGGGUCUGUAUCAACCAGAUAGGGAGCUUCCGCUGCGAGUGUCCCACCGGCUUCAGCUACAACGACCUGCUGAUCAUCUGUGAAGACAUCGAUGAAUGUAGCAGUGUGGAGAACCUGUGCCAGAGGAACGCUGACUGUAUCAACAGCCCUGGGAGCUACCGCUGUGAAUGCUCAGAGGGCUUCAAUCUCUCCCCCAUAGGAGCCUGCAACGACCGCAAUGAGUGUCUGGAGAUCACCAACGUGUGUAGCCAUGGCGAGUGUGUAGACAUCCAGGGGGGCUACGAGUGCAGGUGCCACCACGGCUUCAAGGCUACGCCCAACCGCAAGAUGUGCACGGAUGUUGAUGAAUGCGAGCGGUUGCCUUGUCGCAACGGAACCUGCAAGAACACAGUGGGCUCCUUCAACUGUCUGUGUCACACCGGGUUUGAGUUCUCACACCACAACGACUGCAUGGAUAUUGACGAGUGUCAGACAUCCUUUGGCACGCUGUGCAGGAAAGGCCAGUGUAUCAACAGUGUGGGCUCCUUCCAAUGUCUGUGUGAGGAGGGCUACAAGCUAACCCCCGAUGCCAAGAAUUGUAUGGAUGUGAAUGAGUGUAUGAUCUUCCCCGGGACCUGCACUCCUGGAACCUGCCAGAACCUGGACGGCACCUUCCGCUGUCUCUGUCCCCCGGGCUACAUAGUCCAGAACGAGAAGUGUAUAGACGUCAACGAGUGUGAAGAAGACCCUAACAUCUGUCUGUUUGGCUCCUGCUUCAACAACCCGGGCAGUUUCCAGUGUGUGUGCAGGCCUGGCUUCAUACUGUCUGAUAACAGUCGCAGGUGUUACGACACCAGAGAGAGUUACUGCUUCACCCGCUUUGAGAACGGCAAGUGUUCGGUGCCUCAGGCCUUCAACACCAGCAAGGCAAAGUGUUGCUGCAGCACCAUGCCCAAGGAGGGCUGGGGAGACCCCUGUGAACUUUGUCCCAAGAAGCAGGACGUGGCGUUCCAGGACCUGUGUCCCUUCGGCCAUGGCAUAAUCCCUGGGACUGGAGACACACGCAUAGACUUGAAUGAGUGUGUGGAGAACCCAGGCAUCUGUAACAAUGGACACUGCAUCAAUACAGACGGCUCCUUCCGCUGCGAGUGUCCAAUAGGCUACACUCUCAACUACACUGGAGUACACUGUAUCGAUGUUGACGAGUGUUUGGUGGAGAACCUCUGUGGCAACGGAACGUGCUCUAACGUGAUUGGAGGGUUCGAGUGUAACUGUGAGGAGGGCUUUGAGCCAGGCCCCAUGAUGACCUGUGAAGAUGUCAACGAGUGUGCAGUCAGCCCCCUACUGUGUGCAUUCCGCUGCAUCAACACCUUCGGAGGAUACGAGUGCAUGUGUCCCGGUGGCUACACUCUGAGAGAGAACCAGAGGAUGUGCCAGGAUCUGGAUGAGUGUUCCGAGGGGCUCCACGACUGUGAGUCCAGAGGCAUGACCUGCAAGAACCUCAUCGGCACCUUCAUGUGUGUGUGCCCGCCGGGGAUGGUGCGGCGCCUGGACAACGAAGUGUGCGAGGAUGAGAAUGAGUGUCGUAGCAAGCCGGGCAUCUGUGAGAAUGGUCGUUGUAUCAACACGAUAGGCAGCUACAUGUGUGAGUGUGGAGGCGGAUAUGAGUCUGACUCUACACGGACACAGUGUCUCGACUACAGGGAGGGCUUCUGCUUCACCGAGGUGCUCAUGACUAUGUGCCAGAUGUCUUCCAGCAGCCGGACCCCCACCACCAAGUCCCAGUGCUGCUGUGACGGAGGCCGCGGCUGGGGUAACCAGUGUGAGCUCUGUCCCCUGGCUGGCACGGCAGGCUACAGGAAGCUCUGUCCCCACGGCCCGGGAUACGCCACCGACGGCAUGGAUAUAGACGAGUGUAAGGUAAUCCCUGACACGUGUAAGAAUGGACGCUGCAUCAACACUAUGGGAUCCUACCGCUGCCACUGCAAACUGGGCUACACCUCCACCAUCACUGGAACGGCCUGCGUGGAUCUGGAUGAGUGUGUCAUGUCCCCCAAGCCGUGUAAUUUCAUCUGUAAGAACACCGAGGGGAGUUACACUUGCUCCUGUCCCCGUGGUUACGUGCUCCAAGAGGACGGCAGGACCUGCAAAGAUUUGGACGAGUGCCAGACCAAGAGGCACAACUGUCAGUUCAUGUGCGUCAACACCGUGGGCGGAUUCACCUGCAAGUGUCCCCCUGGCUUCACCCAGCACCACACUGCAUGCAUAGAUAAUAAUGAGUGUGUCGGGGAACCCUCCCUGUGUGGCACCAAGGGCAUCUGUCAGAACUCCCCUGGUAGCUUCAACUGUGCGUGCCAGCGGGGUUACGAACUGGACGACACCGGACUGCACUGUGAUGACGUGAACGAGUGUGACAGUAACGACAGGUGCCAACAUGGCUGCCAGAACAUGCUGGGCGGCUACCGUUGUAACUGCCCUCAGGGCUACACACAGCACUACCAGUGGAACCAGUGUGUGGAUGAGAACGAGUGCUCCAACCCGGGCAGCUGUGGAUCGGCCUCCUGUUACAACACGCUAGGCAGCUUCAAGUGUGCCUGCCCCUCAGGCUACAGCUUCGACUCAUUCAGCAGCAGCUGUCAGGAUGUCAACGAGUGCUCCAACAAGAACCCCUGUAGCUACGGCUGCUCCAACACAGAGGGAGGCUACCUGUGUGGUUGCCCGCUGGGAUAUUUUCGCAUGGGCCAAGGUCACUGUGUGUCAGGCUUGGGCUUUGGGAAGGGCCAGUAUGAGGGGCCAGAGAUAGAAGACAACACUCUCUCCCCAGAGACCUGCUACGAGUGUAAGAUCAACGACUACCCCAAGAAGCACGGCCGCAAGAGGCGCAACGCCAAUGGAACGCAACCCAUAGAGCACAACCAGGUGAGCCUAGCCAGUCUGGACAUGGAAGUUCCUGUCACCCUGCUGCUCAACGUGUCCCAGCUCAACCCCAAGGAGCACAUCCUGGAGCUGGUGCCUGCCAUCAAGCCCUUGGUGGGCCACGUGCACUACGUCAUCACCAGCGGCAACCGCAAAGGCCUGUUCCGCAUCCAGCAGCGUGGCGGCCUCUACUACCUACACAGCACCAAGAGGAAGGGGGCACUGUCGACACCGCAGGAUCACACGCUGGUGAUCGCCAGCUUGCCGCUCUAUGGCAAAGCCCAGUUCAAAGAGCUGGAGGACCGCCGGGACCAAGACUACCUUACGGGGGAACUGGGGGAGAACCUGCGCAUGAGGCUGCACAUCCGACUGCAAUAGUUGGAGUGGGAUUUGGGGAAACACAGGGAAAAAACCCUUGUUUUCCCUUCAAACUGGUGUUUUUCAGUUCACCAUUUUAAAGCCAAAUGAGUGGAAGGAAAUGGGGUUUUUGUCUUCUUCUUCUGGUUUGCAUUUCUUUCUUGUUUUUUGUGUUUUUGACCUCAAAGUACUGUCCAGAAUCUCUCUAGGGCAGCCCAAAGUACUGUCCAGAAUCUCUCUAGGGCAGCCCAAAGUACUGUCCAGAAUCUCUCUAGGGCAGCCCAAAGUACUGUCCAGAAUCUCUCUAGGGCAGCCCAAAGUACUGUCCAGAAUCUCUCUAGUGCAGCCCAAAGUACUGUCCAGAAUCUCUCUAGUGCAGCCCAAAGUACUGUCCAGAAUCUCUCUAGUGCAGCCCAAAGUACUGUCCAGAAUCUCUCUAGUGCAGCCCAAUGUACUGUCCAGAAUCUCUCUAGUGCAGCCCAAUUCUAAAAAAUAAUAAUAAACUUUCACUGAUUCGUUUUUUCAGUGGAAAAUAUAUCAGAAUUGAGCUGCCUGUGUAAACACAGCCUAGGAAAAGAGAGUGACUCGAAGCAUGAACAUGAGACUUUACAUCUUUCACAGGUUCUCCCUCGCUGUGAGUGACCUCAUGCCAUGACCAUGUACACGAGUGGAAGACCAAGAGCAAGACAUGAUGUUCAAAUUACCUGGACAGUUUAGUUGGUCAGUUCAUGGUAAGGAAAUAGCAUGUGAUGUUCUGGCGAUAGGCAGGCUCUGAAAGUACACACGGCUAGUACAUCUGCAGCAUGGUGGGUUGCUACAAUACAGUUGGACAAUUUUACGGAGGUCAGCUUGGUUAUUUUAGUGACUAGACACACUCUUGGUGAAUUCCUAGUUGACUGUUGUAGAGCUGCCACAGUCCCACAUUAAUUUUGUAGUGGUCCGACAGACUAUUGCAGCUCUGUGGCUGUGAACUUGUAAAUUGAGCAUUACAGGGCAUAGCACCCUCCUGUAAGAGUUGGUAUCCAGGCCUAUUGGUCGUGGUAGAACAUUGUCAAUAUGGGAUUUGGUGCCUUCAAAAAGGGAAACUGAUAUUUUAGGACACAACAUGGAAUCACAUCAUUAUAAAGAAUGAUAGUAAUUAAAAAUAAAAAUUGUAUUCUUACAUAUGUACAUAUUAACAAUCAGUAUUUCAAUUAUUGUGAACUGAUUUUUUUUGUAUUUAUUUUAGUAUUUAAUACAAAGUUGUACACUAUUGGUCAAAUUCACAUCUAAUAAAAUGACACACACAAAAAAAAAGUAGCAUUUACGUUUUUACACACCCUCAAUGUGUAUUCUCUUCGUGUAUUACAGAAACACACAUCAGUUGUUAGAAACACACGUGUUUUGUACAAUAUACAGGAGUAUGUAUGUUCAUAUUGCACAAUUACCUCAACGUUUAGUCUCUACAGAUAAGGCUAUGUGACCAAUGAAAGCAUGUAUCAAUCCAAUUUCUUAAAUCAGCUGUUAAAGGAUAUUGGUUUAUUAGAAUUUAGUUUCUGUUGAAUGAAAAUUGACCAUGGAAGUCAUUGAGAAAGAGGUGGGCGCUAUCCCACUUAGGGAGAUGCUUCACUCAUUGAAACGUUUGACCAAAGAGAAGUGUGUUUCAGUAAUAAAUAUGAAGCUGCCUGGAGGUGUAAUGCACGGUCAUAUGUAAUCAAAGACUGUAGAUGUGGUGAACACCUUGUUUUGCUUUUUGCUUUGUCUUCCAUUUAAAAGCUUUUAUUUCAUUUCUCCCGUGGCAUCAGUUCUCAAAAUGUAAGUCACAUUUGGUUGCAGGAUUUCUAUACUCGCUAAGAAGCAAUAGCAAGUAGCCCACAGAAACCAGGACAUUUAUUUUGUUGUCAUUUUGUUUACAUGUUUAAAUAUAUCUACACAUAGUAAACUAACAGGGGUACAGUCAAUAAUGUAUAUAAACACUAGAUCACCCACAGGGGGUGUUGUUUUGAAGCCACUGCACCACCAUCUUUGUUCUCCUCCACCAUUGUUUUAAAGGUUUUGGAAAAUAUAGAAAUGCAUUUAUCAAUGUCUAUAUUGCAGAUACCUUAUCACAUACUUUUUACAUUAUAUUUUAUGAACUGAACUAACCCGUAAAGUAUACUUUUUUGAAAGUACUGCUACUGUUCCCGCUACAACAAAGAAAUACUUAGAUCCCAUGUAAUUUUAUUCUUUUAAUAUUCCAUUCAUUCAUAUGGAGGACUGCGCCUUCUAAGCAGUACACUUUUAGAAAAAAAAAAAAACGAUUAAAAAAAACAAAAAGAGGGUUAUUUCGGCUGUCCCCAUGGGAACCAAAAAGGGUUCUUCAAAUGGUUAUCCUAUGGGGACAGCCGAAGAACUCUUUUCGGUUCAGAACCUUUUUUUUUUUCUCCUAAGAGUACCAAUAUGGUGGCAAUGGCUUCAGAGCCUCUCAUUGGCCAAUACAUAGCAUCCGCAAUCUAGUAUUUAUAUACAUCAUUGGGUACAAUGACUCAUGUACACAAACAUGCAAUAGCCUUUUGUUCUACAGUUUUUUGUUUGGGCGGCGAUGUCCUACUAACAACGUGUAAUACAUUUACGUAACGAUGCUACAUCAACAGUAAGUAGGAGUAUUGCUACUAGUAUUAUAAAUGCUCCCUACUUAGGAUGUUGUUAACGAAACCAUUAGACAAUAUAGAGGUACUGUAGCGAUGUCGAACUGGUGCUCAAUGAUGGCAGUAUUGUAUACACAGACAUUUUCAGAAGUAACAAACUUACUGCAUCGAUGCGAAGACUGAACAUUCAUGUGAAAACAAAUGUAUAACAGUCGGUUUGUUGUUGUAUUUUUGAACUCUUGAACUGAACGUAUUCUUUUUUUACAUGUUACCAUGCAGUUGCUCACAAAUAGAUAUGUUUGAAUCUUUGUACUGAUGUCCAGUUUUAUUCAUUGUAAAUCUUUUUACAGUAAAGGUGUUGUUUUUUU